This is a messenger RNA of Nylanderia fulva, 1778 nucleotides long. RefSeq lists its product as uncharacterized. Gene Ontology annotation, molecular function: single-stranded DNA 3'-5' DNA exonuclease activity. NCBI's taxonomy places the organism in Eukaryota, Metazoa, Arthropoda, Insecta, Hymenoptera, Formicidae. Gene Ontology annotation, cellular component: cytosol. The record is from RefSeq and is a predicted model, not a curated record.
UCGGAGUUUGGCCGGCCGACCUGUCGACCCUUAAAAAAAAUUGUUAAUUACAAAAAACCUAAUUUGUCACAAACUUUAAAAACAGACUUACAAUUAAUCACAAACGAUUUACAAACGAAAUAUAUUCAGAAAAAGUGAAAAUAAUCAUAUUUUAUAAUUUUUGUCGGCUAGCUUUAUGUAGGUGCAAUUGGAGUUAUGUUUGACGGUUGUGGAUUGACCAAUCAGAAUGAAGUAGCUUACGUCUGGUUGGUCGAUCAACAAUCAUAACUCUAAUCACAUAAAAAAAAAAAAAAAAAUAAAUUACAAAUACGUGAUGUGGGAUGAUAUGCGAUGGCCUGUUUCACGCAAACUGGAUUCUUUUUCGUUCCUUUUCACUGGAUUAUGUAACGAUAUGAAUGUAUGUAACAGCUGAUUUAAUAAAAAUGAGCGGUGACCGAUGAUCGAAACGAAAAAAUUCAAAUCCAGAAGGUCGGAGACAUCCGAUUAUAUAAAUACGUACUACGGUUCGGGAUUGACUCUUAUCGUCCUGUAGAAGGGAUCUAAAGAAAUGGCUGAGGAGGAGAAGGCCGUUCCUUCAUCCAUGACUCAGUGCUACGAAAAUUACAUUAUAGUCGACGUGGGUGCCAAUUUAACGAAUAAGAAAUACAGUCGUGACCUAGACAGUGUGGUGCAAAGGGCGAAGGAUGCUGGUGUGCAGAAGAUCAUGGUGAUAGGUGCCAGCUUACGUUCCAGCAAGGAAGCUCUGAGGCUAACCAGAAUAUAUCCUGGCACGCUCUAUUCAACAGCGGGCAUCCAUCCACACGACGCCAAAUCCUGGGAGGACACGGAUACUUUGCACGAAUUGGAAAGCAUAGCGAAUAACAUAGAAUGUGUUGCGAUUGGGGAAUGCGGCUUGAACUACAGUCGCGACUUCUCAGCCCCGGAGAUUCAACGUGCUGUGUUUCACAAACAAAUCGAAUUAGCCUGCACUUUAAACAAACCUCUGGUGAUACACGAGAGAGGUGCACAGAAGGAUGUGCUAGAGGUCCUGGGUCAAUAUAAGAACCGUCUACCUUCAGUUCUAAUUCAUUCCUUCAUUGGCACCGCAGAGGAGGCUCAGACCUAUCUGGAUCACGGCUUCUACUUGGGUAUCACGGGUUACUUGUGCAAGGACAAAUCUGACAGCGGAAUCAGACAGCUGCUGGAAGCUGGACAGGCGCCCUUAGACAAGAUCCUGAUAGAGACCGACGCCCCGUUCAUGUAUCCCAACACCAGGGCUAGCAAGUUACCCGCGCAUGUAAAGGAUGCUUUAACAGAACGGUCCACGAUGUUCCUCCAGCGUUAUUGCACUUUCCAGCGUAACGAACCGUGUGCCUUGCCUGCGAUCGUAGAGAUGGUGGCGGCGUUUAUGCAAACCACUCCGGAGCAGGUUGCGCUGGCUACCGCUUUUAACGCGUUAAAAUUAUUCGGUUUGAAUCAAUGAUAAUAUAUUCGAAUCUAACGAAAUUGUGUGUAAAAUGGUACUAAGUUGGUGCUAUGGAGUUUUAUUACGAUUUUUAAAUGUAUAAAGCUUCAAAUUUCGAGUCUUCAUCCAUUUCUUCACACUUUUCUUUCUUAAUCAAAGAAAUGAUAUAGUUACAUCCCAGAUAACAAACGUACGUCAUUAAAUGUCAAACUGACAUUAUUAAAUGUUAAAAUGACGUCAUUUUGAUGUUUAAUGGCGUCAGUUUGCCAUUUAAUAACAUCAGUUUGACGUUUAAUGACGUCAUUUGACGCUUAAUGAUGUCAUUUGACAUUUA